UUGAAAGCUGUCGCCACCAUUCCCCAUGCGUAUUUUUCAGCUGGUCGACUACAGGAGAAACUAUUCUCAUUUCUUUCCUGUGUAUUAUACAUGUAUUUAUCGAAUGAUAAGUAUUUACCCUGUGUGACUUAUGAAAGAAUAACAGUAUUUGAUAUUCAGGGUUUAAUAUUAUUCAAAAUAUAAUAGUAAUUGGCGACGUUUCGGGCAGUACCCUUUUUCUAGCCUUUAAAAAACAAUAUUGUUUUUGAAUAUUGUUUUGAAUUUUGUUUUGAUUGAAACUUCUUGUGAGGUUGAGGAAUCAGAAAUAGCUAUGGAGGUGGCAAAAGGCAGUCCCAGGGUUUUCUCUGUGGCAUUUGUUGGGGGAUUUAUAUUAAGAGGGAUAAAAAAAACUAAAUUGUGAAUUAUGCUUAUCUAAACUGAUUGCAUCAGAUUUAGAUAAGCAUAACUUAUUUGUAUCUAAUAAAGAAUGGAGUGAUAAAAAUAAUGUUCUAAUAUACCCCAGUGAAGACUUCACCAUUAUUGCCUGGGGGGCCCCGCAUAGGUGGAUCUGUUGGCUACGCUAAAUCCGCUUAAAAAAGAGAUUUGCCCUUUAAGAAGUAGUAAUAUAAAAGAAUAGAUGUCAUGUCUCAGGUGUAUCUGUGUUAUAUGCUAAUUUUAUAUGAAAAAUCAAAUUGAAAUGUUUAUGUGGUUGGUUUGAAUCGCCUUAGUAAUUCUGAAAAUUAACUUAUUUGAAUACCUAUUUAACAUGUGUAAUUUAAUUUUUAAAAAAGCUAUAAGAAUGUCGAGACCAGCUACAAGAGGAUCGCGACGCGUAGCGGCCAAUCAGGAGGAUCAAGUAUCAUCAUCUGGCUCAAGUGGGAGGCGUACAACUCAGAAAUGUAUGCAGUAUUUCAUCACCGCCUCAUUGCCGGAGAAUUUUCCCGCGACAGAGAACCCCCGUAAAACUUUCAGGAGGAAAUUGGAGAAGCAAUUGAGGAUCUCAAUACAGGGCGAACAACAAGAUCAGCAGCUGGAAAUUGUCACGUUUUGUGUUGGUAUGGAGCCUUACGAAACUACCGAUUUAGAUGGAGGUGAUUCGGACGAAGAAUACAUCUCCAAUUACAGCGCUAAUGGUGAGCUGUUAUUUUUAAAUCAGUCGUCCAAUUCUUCUUUGGAGAAUCGACUCGCCAAAUUUCACAUCCAUUCUUAUACGCAAUUCAAUGUUAAAGUUGAUUUCGAAAUAAUGAGGCAGGUCGUUUUAAGUAUGGAUGAUGGAAAUUGGGCUGCUGGUUUGGACAUUCAAUCUGUAAAAAAUAAGAGCAAAGUCAUAAAAUAUAUUACUAAGCUGGAUACGAAACCCUAUAGUAAUAUGUCCACUUCAACCUUUUCUUUUCAAUACCAAAUAUACAUGUGGGCGUAUAAUAAUUAUAAAAAUCCUUAUAAUCCGCUCGAUCCCUUUGUCAUAAAAAAUCAAAGGAGCGCUAAUUUUUUUACAGUCAUAUUUAGCCGCAUUCUCGCGAAAAAUGGAGUCUGCCGUUGUGCCCUCUCUCCAGCCUUUAACUUUAACAUAUAAUUGUCCUUGGACAAUAGAGGUUACUAAUUGGUUCAACGAAAAGCUGAGGACCUUUCGUCAUAAGGAUCCUCAGCUAUAUCUGUGGGGUGACAGUAACGUUGGCAAAUCGUAUUUUGUUGAAAAAAUAUUGGUGGGAAGUGAAAAAAGUCAAAGAAUAUAUUAUCCUGAGAGAUCGAAAUGGGCUUUUUCCACGUUGGACGUGUCAUUUCACGAACUUAUUUUAUUCGAGGAAGCUGAUUUUUCGAAUAUUAGCCACGGAAACUUGAAAAGGCUAUUAGAAGGAUCUUCGUUUUCUGCCGAAGUAAAAUAUGGAAAUCAGAAAGAUUUUGCUUGGGAAAAACCCAUAAUUUUCGUCUCGAACUAUCCGCCCCAGCAUUAUUCCGUAGAUCAGGCUCUUCUCAAUCGCCUGAAGGUCGUUCAUGCGACAGAGCCGUACUUCAUAAAUUAUAGUCGGUGUUAUUCCGUGAAUAUUUCCGAGGAGCCUCGACAGUCACCUCCUGUCCCCGAUUCGUCUAUAGUGAAUAAUGUAAAUAAUGGCGCAAAUCUAGUUCCUGAUGAAUUUACUUCGGCAGUACGAAACUCUCAGGAUACUUCAUUUUCCACCAAUGUUAACGUACAAUUUACUAGGCUGAGACCUAACAUUAGGCGUCAGGAGAAUAGUUGAAAAGGAAAGGUUGAAGUGAAAUAUCUAUCUCGUGUAUCAAU
This is a messenger RNA of Coccinella septempunctata (seven-spotted ladybird), 2257 nucleotides long. RefSeq lists its product as uncharacterized. NCBI's taxonomy places the organism in Eukaryota, Metazoa, Arthropoda, Insecta, Coleoptera, Coccinellidae. Bases 746 to 1552 code for a protein of 268 amino acids. The record is from RefSeq and is a predicted model, not a curated record. The transcript is spliced from 2 exons.